UGUGUGUCUCUCGGCGGUGCUGUAGCGCUGCUUAUAGACGUAAGCGGUACAGUGUAGCAGUAGCCGUAGCAGCUGCGGCAGCAACACCAGCAGUUACAGUUGCAGCUGCAGAAACGACUCGGGGUGUAUCGGGAUUUCACGGUCUCAGGGUGAGAGGAGCAAGAAUUCAAUUAGCACUGACUGAAUCAUGGCUACUGAAACAAUAUCCUCGUGCACAGGCUCCAGUUUACUGCAGCCGAUAAGCGAAAUCGUCAAUCUCCCAUUGGAUCAGGUGAACUUCGUGGUCUGCCAGCUGUUCGCUCUGCUCACGGCGUUCUGGUUCCGCCUGUACCUCCACCCCAGUAAAACCAGCCCCUUCGUCCGGCACAUGGUGGCCACGCUGCUGGGGUUCCACUUUGCGCUGUUCUGUUUCGGCUGGUAUGCCUUACACUUCCUGGUUCAGAGUGGGAUCACCUACAGCAUCAUGAUUCUGGCGGGAGUGGAGCACAUGCACAAGUACUGUUUUGUGGUGGCUCUGGGGUACCUCAGCUUUUGCCAGAUCACCCGGGUGUACGUCUUCGACUACGGGAUGUACUCCGCAGACUUCACCGGGCCCAUGAUGGUAAUCACUCAGAAGAUCACCAGCCUAGCAUUUGAAAUCCAUGACGGAAUGGCUCGUAAGGAUGAGCAGCUGACUGCCAGUCAGAGAUAUCUAGCUGUAAGGAGGAUGCCUAGUUUGCUGGAGUAUCUGAGCUACAACUGUAACUUCAUGGGAAUCCUGGCAGGGCCCACAUGCUCGUACAAGGACUAUAUCACCUUCAUCGAAGGCACAGCCUACUGCCAGAAGCACCUGGAGCCCAACGGGAAGGUCAACGGGAAGCUCAAGCAGAGCGAUCCCUCGCCCAGGGUGGACGUCAUCCACAAGCUGUUCGCCUGUGCCGUGUCGCUCCUCGUCUUCCUGUCCGUCUGCAAAGUGUUCCCCGUGGAGCGCAACAUUGACGACGACUUCAUAGCCACCACGCCGUUCUACGGCCAGGUGGUGUACCUGUACCUGUCCAUGCUCACCACGCGGCCCAAGUACUACUUUGUGUGGACCCUCGCCGACGCCAUCAACAACGCAGCGGGAUUCGGCUUCAACGGCUACGGCGUGGACGGCUUGCCCCGGUGGGACCUGAUAUCAAACCUGAGGAUACUGGAUAUAGAGUUUGCUACCAGCUUUAAGAUGUUCCUUGAUAAUUGGAAUAUUCAAACAGCACUUUGGCUCAAAAGAGUGUGCUACGAGCGCUGUCCCUACAACCCCACGGCUGCCACCUUCCUGCUGUCGGCCAUGUGGCACGGUGCUUACCCCGGGUACUACCUCACCUUCUUCACUGGCAUCCUGAUGACAUUAGCGGCGCGAGCGAUAAGACACAAUGUGAGGCCAUAUUUCCUGGGUUCAGCAACACACAAGCAGUUCUAUGACAUCAUCACGUGGGCGGGGACUCAGAUUGCCAUAUGCUACACAGUGGUACCCUUUGUGCUACUGUCAGUGGGUCCAUCUAUGAAGUUCUACAGGUCAUGGUAUUUCUGCAUCCACGUCGGCUGCGUGCUGCUGGUGGCGGCCCUGCCGGUGAAGACCAGACACCUGCGGGCCAAGGAGCACCAGUACAGCCUGCCACAAAGCCUCCCCCAGGACGGCCUGUCCGUCACAGACAGCAACAGCAACCAGAGGGGGAAGGCCACAUGAGGGACGGCGUGGUGGGGCGGGGCAGGGGCGGGGUAGGGGGGGAGGGCGGGGUCAGGGGGGAAGCGCGUGCAGAGACGGGCUAACGAGAACUGCCCAGCACUGAGACCACUGCACAGAUCGUGUUUUACGCAGAGACGGACGAACACACAUAAGUCCUCUUGGCCACAUUACGGAGAGGGAAUUUGUGUUUCGGCUGGAGGCAGAACGGACUGCUGCUGCAGGACGAGUUUUCCAGUUUUAAUGAGGACUCUUAACGACGAAGGCCAAUCGGAGGAUCAGCUGACGUGGUCAAAUUGAAAAUGGAAUUAUGCAGAAAGGCUUUUAAAAACCCUCUAUUUACUCAGCAGGUUCGCAGACUUUGGUGAGUGUUGGUUUGAAGGCCUAGAGGACUGACCCCCAGGGUGUCACACUUGCACACGUCAGCAGUGGUCUUCAGGCACCAGUAUCGGCCAGUAGGGGUUGCUUCUUCUUAUGGCUGGUUGUGGUAUUUAGAGGGUUUUAGUCUAUGUGAAAACGUAUCCCCCCCUCCUUUUGGAAAAAUAAAUCUUGAAGAAAAACAACAUGUUAAAGAAAAACAAAGUUGUAACACCACAUGUAUGUUGGAUGCCAACCUCUUCAGAGGAGCUUCUGAGUCCUCUGAGGAAUUGUUCUCUUACUCGCUGACCUUGUGGACCUGUUGUAUGAUGCUUUCCUCAGGCAAAGUACAUCUGUCCAGGGCCUGAGGCAGUUGCUGAAGGGAUGCGUGUUGAUCUCUGUGAUAUGGUUUGAAUUUUAAGUGUCUUUGUUGCCAUCGUUUAAGUCUGUGGUCCCUCCAGCUCUCUCUCUACAAGUCACACCCCGCAGGCCUCCUCAGCCAAUAGCCGUGCUGUUCCUUAUUAAUCAGUGUCAGUGUUCAAUGUCAUUAACCUCAAGACUGGCAUUCGGCAAAUCAUGAGAAUUCACAGUUGACAAGUUUGAAGGAAUGUGUUGGAGGACCUUUUCUUGCUUUUAUUUUUUUUUCAUGUCUCACAUUUUAACAUGUUUUCCAGGAAAGGAGAAUUGCCUCAUUCACAUUUCUAGAAGUAAUGUCAGUGUGUCAGAAUUGCCAGAUCCGUCAGUAAUCCAGUCUGUCAGGUCUCAUCAUUCACCCGUAAUCAUCUUCAUUCGCCAACACUGUCCACUGUGAAGGUAAACAAUAGUCACUGAUUUUGAGAAAGGUAUUUUCCAAUAAUUUGUAUUUAUGUUAUUCCAGUUGUUGAGUGUGAAUUAGAACGUAUUGGAGGCCAGUCCAAAUCAAGAGUCGAUUGAAGACGAGACGGGAUUUCUUUUAAAAUGUAUUUUCCUUUCUGUUCCAAGUGACAUUGGACUGGAGGAGUGCGAUAGAGCUGGGUGCUGGGGUAAAGAUUGUAACAGGAUUAAGGGAAGGGCAUUUUGUCAGGUUUUUACAGUGAAAGAUAUUAUGCCACGAUGACUGGAAAAUCUCUUGUAUGUCACUUUUUUUUUGUGUUUGCAUUUUUUUUUCUUCCUUUUGUGAAAUAUGUGAUUAAAAAGAUGGAUGAAUUUGAA
Anguilla rostrata (American eel) is the source of this 3250-nucleotide messenger RNA. It is a transcript of the gene mboat2b, whose product is annotated as membrane bound O-acyltransferase domain containing 2b. The record is from RefSeq and is a predicted model, not a curated record. The coding region runs from base 188 to 1705 and encodes 505 amino acids. Gene Ontology annotation, cellular component: membrane. Gene Ontology annotation, biological process: lipid modification. The transcript is spliced from 13 exons. Lineage: Eukaryota; Metazoa; Chordata; Actinopteri; Anguilliformes; Anguillidae. Gene Ontology annotation, molecular function: acyltransferase activity.